Messenger RNA from Trichobilharzia szidati, 6005 nucleotides. The record is from the annotation of a GenBank genome assembly. NCBI's taxonomy places the organism in Eukaryota, Metazoa, Platyhelminthes, Trematoda, Strigeidida, Schistosomatidae.
GAUAUUAUUAUACGUGAGCAUUGUUUGUUUGAACAUGUAGCUGUUUAUGAGACGCGAGUGUAACAAUUGAACUCUGAUUGGGGGGAUUUUCAAUUGCAUCAUGUCUGGUUUUUAGAAGGAUUUCGGCGAAAUAAAGCAUGUUUUGUGCUACUUGUCGGCCACACAUUGAUUUCCUCUUAACCGACUUUAUGUCUGCAAACCGAACGAAGGCUGGUAACACUGUCUAUUAGUCGAAGUUCAUAGUUCAAAUCCUGCAUCGCUUGUCUGGUGGCCCUGAUCAAUGGGCGAUUCUGAAGGCAAAAUAUCUAACCAUAUAUCAAAACCAGACGUAAAUAAUGGUGUACACGGUUCGCAUUCUGUUACUGCAGGGAAGUGUUCGUCGAAGGAGUCGAGUUCGGGUUUUAUGCUAUUAAGUGUAAAACACUUGUCGAAAGUCAAGCGGAGUAAACACUUAUCUACAGCUGGCAUGGGAAAUGACCCGCUAGUCAGUAAUCACGCAGAAAUGCGCUCAACACUGCCCCUACCAAGCCUCCCUCAAACAGACGGUUGUUUGGUGCCGCAGAGUUCUAUGUGUGAGGACAAUCUGCAUGAUACUUAUGGUUCAGGCUCUAUAGAAGCUGAGGAGUUUGAAGACUUUGAUGAUCAGGAGGAUGAUGCUGAUCUAACUGGGGACGGAAAUCCUAUCAGGAAUAUAAAUGUGGUUGGUCAUAACUCUUUUAGUCAUUUCGGUACGACUCUCCCAAAUGAACCAUCGAUUGCUGCCAACUUUUGCCAGCUCCAUUUCCCUACUGUGACUCAGUCGUUCACAAAUCCGCUAAAUGGUCACUUUCAGUCGCCUGUAUUUCCGGGUAAAAAGUUCACAUCUACCUGUAAUGAUGCCUACCAGCCAAAACAUUCAGACCAUCUUUCGUCCCCUGUUCUAAUGCCUUCUCUUAAUCAAUCCGGAAAAUUGGAUUAUCUACAGCCUUUCCAAAACAAAUGCAUUUACCCACCAUACCCUCAAAAUCCAUGCUAUCCAGGUUUUUUUAAUUCUGACAACUCAGAUGCCAUUCCUUCAACAGGAUCACCGCUUGAGCAUGACAAUCGUUGUAUAGCACCAGAACAAAAACAUCUGAAUAUUAAUCAUUUACUUGGUCGGCGGAUAACUUCUGACUCUCACGAUUGUACAGAUAUCUCUGAUUUAUCUCCAUCCAAGUUGGUAUGUACUAUGGCCAGUCAUAAUUACCCUGAUCCACCUAAUACUUCUUCAGAUUGGAUGAAACUAUCAGGUGUAUUGCAUCCUACAUAUCAUGCUGGUUUAUCUCCUCGUUCGAGACACGGGAGUUUUACUCAGCCUGCAAUAACAUGCCUACACCAUUUACAUCCAUCAACAACGUCGGACAAUGCAGCAUCAACUGCUUCUACAAACAACCACUUGACAUCAGACGCUGUUGCUAAAGCAACGGCAUCACUUCCACCACUGCAACCAGCUUCAAGAUUUCGCAAGGCUCGUAUACAUGAAACCGUUGAACAGUGGUCUUGUGGUCGAUUUUCGGUACAUGAUUGUCACCUGAAGGCCGUUCCGGAUUGGGUUAAUGAGCUUCACAAAAAGUCUCUUGCUUGCGAAGACGCUAUUUCAAACCUGCCGAAUAGAAAAACAAAGUGUUUGUCCUGUUUCAUACCUAAAACUGUUGGGGAUACAAGCACAACAAUGUUUCCACGAUCCACACAAGGUUUUGCACACCUCGGAGUUUCUGUUGACCACCACUCAGACCAUACCCACCAAAAGUUAGGUAUCCUUGAUAACGCGUUGGAAGCCCGGUCAAUAAUUUUGAGUCAUGGCUCCCAAGGAAAUAAUUUGUUUUCCUUUUGGAAUGAUGGGCUUCGUGUCCGCAGUCAAAUUCCUUCGUUUGCUCGUGUCCACGUGCGUAAUUCGGAACCAAUUUACGAUGCAUGUGAUAAUUGUGAUUGUCCUAUUCUAAACUCCGUUCAUUCUGAAUGUAAGAUUAAGAAAACUUAUACGGAAAACAGUCAUAACGGGCAUCACGGUGCGAUCAACUUGUCGUCGAGAGAAAACGGUAUUGAGGAAGACAGUACUGAACUUACAGACGGUUCACCGAUUCUUCUAGGUUCUUCAGACCCGGCCACUGCAUAUUUGCGCCGAAAGCACAUGGGGACAACAAGUUAUGCGGAAAGCUUAUCGGUUGCUACAGAUUCAAAACAACGUGACGAUUCUACAACUGCAGCCUCACCUCAACAACCUUUAAAAAAUAUCUCUCCUCUCCGGUCAGAUUUCAUUUACAUGGACUCAAAAGAGGUACUGAAUCAUUCUGACGGACCGGGUUAUGCUCCUAACCAAGAAAUGUGUCUUCAUGAAGUUUCAAGUGCACCUUCAAGUAAUGUCCCUCCAGCUAGUCCUAGUGCAGCUGUCAUUGUCACCAACACUGAUCGAAUCCCUCUAGGACUGGAAAUACCUUCAGAAAUCUCCAUGUCUAAGCUGCGUUUGCUAGAUUUGGUACCUACUGAUGAAAACAAUUUGGGACCUGAUUAUGCGAACGUCAAUCUUUUGGGUUCGAAUGUGCAACGUCUGAUAAAUGAAGGUACCAGUACGGCAAACAAAGACAAGCUUGAAGAUAAUUCCAGGACAAACCACGUUUCCCCGGGAGAUUUUCACCUACAUACUUCACCGAGGAAAAUUGAUUUUCGCUUGCGAUCAAGUGGUCGUCGUUCUAAAAGCUUUGACGAUAGUUUCUGCGUCAACAGUCUGGAUCGCAUUAAAAGUAAUAAGUUAUACAACUCCGACAUUGUUAGAAGGUCACGCGCACCUCUAACUGUGGAAGAUGUUAUCAGUACUGCAUCACCCAAGGGCUUCAAAUUCCCCAGUGACUUUACCAGCGAAGUUGAAUGUAACCGGAAUUCCAGAACAUCAUCCCUUUUAUCUGAUCGUCUUGAAGCCCGUAUACGCGCCAGCAUGGAAGCCAUUAGGUCUACGUUGGUAAAUAGUUUUCGUGAUGAAUUGGCAACUGUACUUGCAGAAAAUGUUAAUCUGCGUUCAGAAAUAACUCGAUUGAAUUCCGAAUUGACACUUCUUCGAAGCUAUCAGCAUGCCUUUUUCGCUAUUCGACCUUUCGUCCCACCUAGUUUGUGGGAAAAUAUUUGUGUUCAGCAAGGUUUACCUGUAUCACCCCUCAUGAAUGGUGCUGAUUGUCAGCCAUCUUGUGAUCCACAAAAUUCUCGGUAAAACGCUAACAAACAGGUUAUGUCAUUGUUUUGCGUUACUACCGGUUAAUCAGUCGGUGAGAUUUUUCAAACACUCAUCGAUCAACGUGUGCAAUAGUUCCUCCUGAGACUUCGUUCUCAAAAUUCUUAUCUCGUCAGUACUGGCAACAUGUAGUAAUUCACCUACUUUGUCUUUUCCCCCUUUGCAAGAUUCUUCACACUUUUACCGUUCUUAUUUUCACGGCUUGUUUAUUUUCGUUUCCUGUCGUUUCACUGAACAUGAGAGAUUUGUGUAUGUAUUUGAUUGUUUAACAAAAUAACUACUAAUAGCCCUGUAACCUUGGGUUCCUCUUGCUGUAUGUAUGUUCACCAGGCUCUUUCAUUCCCACCAUACAGUCGGUUGGUGUCAUCUCUUAAGUUCAGGCUGUUUGGACGAGAAUUAUUCACUCACCAAAGGUUUUCUUAGGCCUAUUAACGAUGUAUGUUUGAACUGUGAUUACAGGAAGCUUUUUGUGAUGUUUCCAUGUCUGUACAGAAAAUUAGCUUGUAUAAAUUUAUGUAAAGUAUCUUUUUUUUCUCAUUGUAACAUCUAGUUGUAUUUCUUCUUGUUCACUCACUUACUAGAAAAUGUUAGAAUAAUAUGCAAUCUUUAUUCAUAAUAUAAUUUCUUUGACAAAACCAAAUACACAAGGUUUCUUAUUCCACACUUAUUGGCAUUGUCUUCUGUUAACAAACUUUUAUAUGAACCUUUUUGUUUGUCUCUCUUUGUUAUUUUUCAUUCCUGGUGAUGUCAAUUUUUCAAUCAUUUUGAUUAGAUAUAUAUAUUUUCAUCUCAAUUCGUUUGUGAAUUGCGUUGGUACAUCGGUCUCUAUGAAAUAUUACAUACAUUCCUCAAAUGAUUGGACUCAUAACUUAACUCUCUAAAAUUUGGUUGUUAUCUGUCUAAACAGUUAUGCAUUUAUGCCUAUAAAAGGAUGUUAUCACUGUUGAAUUUUUCAAACCGUUUGCUGGUAUUUCACUUUUAUUGUUAAAAAAAGAAAGAGUGGUCAGUUCUCUUGCUUUAGCUUCAUGUUUUAUGUUAUUUUUGGUAUCAGUCAAACUUUAUGUAUUCUACCAUUUGUAGGUCAUCUUCUGUAGAAAUUGAUUAUUGAUUGAUAUCAUGCACUAGUCCUUUCCUUUUUUUUUAUCACUAAAAUUCGUUGUAAAUAACUUUUGCAUUGUCUGUGAUUACACUGUACAUGCGCACAAAAUUGUAAACUGUAGUGUCAACAUGGUAAACCUUCAGUUCACCUUCAGCCUUUGUAAGCCUUUUUCUUUAGCAGCAUAUUUAUGUUUAGUCAACGUUUUCAACUCGUUGACUCCAAAAAAUAUCUAUUUCUACCGGUUGUGCUACCGACACAUGAUUCACAUAUGUCUGUUAACAGUAGCCAACCCGUUUUGAACUCCUGAACAGAAAACAAGUUCCUACAAAUGGACGCAGGCAGGUUGCAGUAUUAUGAAGAUUUAGCAUAAUUCGGUACUGAGCUCUUCCGCAUCAAACUGCAAGUUAAAAUAGGUACCUAACUAUGUACCUCAGAGAGUUAAACCUGCAUAAGCUAUGUAAGCUUAGAAUUGAGUUAUGGAUGAAGACAAUACUGUACUGGUGUUCACUGAAUUUAUGAUUUUCAUAGCUGCACAAUAGUUAAUUUGACAAAUGCACUGAUACCUGUUCAGGUUAACUGUCAACAAGUAGAUGAAAGUAACCAGUCGCAAAUAUGUAAGAUUAUGACUAGGAAGGACUGCGAUUGACUUUCUCCAGAAAGUAAUACAAUCAAGUAACAAUGUAUUCAUUUCAUUACUGGGCCAGUAUAAUCUCUUAUUGGCUUGGUAUCUACGUAAUGCCACAACCCAUCCGAUGUCAGUGUGAUGAUACCACUUAUGGUGUUAGACUAGCUGGUAAUUACCAACUGACAGUUGCACCAAAAAUGUAGAACAAAUACGAGACGGUAUAUAGAUGAAUAAAGCACAAAUGAAAAGGAUGCUUUUAUAAGCUACGUAGUGAAUAAGCUUAGUGGUAAUUUCAGUCCACUGGGGACAUGUGAUGUGAGUUAAAUCAUCUCUAGAUUAUAUUCGCCUGUUGGAAUUUUGUCUCUGGUACCCUUGAUUUAGAUUUAACAUAUGGUUCGAUUAAGAGAACAAUUCUAAGCCUAAAAUAUAAUCGUGUUACAAGAUUUUAUGUUUCUCUUGUAAGGACUAGGGAAGUACAGUUGGAUUAAUUUGCGGAGAUUUAGUGAGUAGUCCAGUGUAUUACAGUUCUCAUGCACUACUCUGGAUUCUACGAUUUUGUUUCUGACUAAACCAAUUUAAUGGUUACCCUUCAAAUCCAUAUUCGGAAAGUGUGUGUCUUCCUGUUGAUGCCUUCUGAUCACACUUUCCUCAUUGCUUGUCGUUUAAAAUAGUUUCCCUUCAUAUCUGUAAAUAAGUGGUAAUCGCUCACUGUGCACUGCACUGUCGAAUAAAUUUAUCUAACGCGGAAUUAUACUGUGCUGGGAUUCUUCUUUCACAUUUAGUGAUAUCAUGUACUGUGCGAACGGGCUGCACUGCUGUAAAGCAAAAAUGACUUGCUUUUUUUCCUAGUCAAGAUGAACAUUUAAUGGUAAGUGAUUACAUUUUUAGUGAUGCAAUGUAACUUUGAGCAAACAUAGUGUGUUACGAGUAGAUUGAUAUGUCAAGCAAUCUCUAUUUCAAAUGCUGGACAGCAAAAACUCACUUAAAUUCUAUGUGGUUCUGGUCUGGUGAUAUUGCGUCACCUAUACGGUGAAUAGCCU